This is a messenger RNA of Pipistrellus nathusii (Nathusius's pipistrelle), 1341 nucleotides long. The record is from the annotation of a GenBank genome assembly. NCBI's taxonomy places the organism in Eukaryota, Metazoa, Chordata, Mammalia, Chiroptera, Vespertilionidae.
AUGUCCGAACAGACUAAAGAGCUGGUGGAGCUGGUGUGGGGCACCAAGAGCAGUCCCGGUCUGUCUGACACCAUCUUCUGCCGCUGGACGCAAGGGUUUGUGUUUAGUGAAUCAGAGGGAUCUGCAUUAGAACAGUUUGAAGGUGGCCCCUGUGCUGUUAUUGCACCUGUUCAGGCAUUUCUUUUGAAGAAGCUCCUGUUUUCUUCUGAGAAGUCUUCUUGGAGGGAUUGCCCAGAGGAAGAGCGGAAGGAACUCCUUUGUCACACCUUAUAUGAUAUUUUAGAAAGUGCCUGUUGUGACAACUCUGGAUCAUACUGCUUGGUUUCAUGGUUAAGAGGAAAGACAGCUGAGGAAAAUGCUAGUAUUUCUGGGAGUCCUGCAGAGUCUAGUUGCCAAGUGGAACAUUCUUCUUCUGCCUUGGCUGUCGAAGAGCUUGGCUUUGAGCGAUUUCAUGCAUUAAUUCAGAAAAGAUCAUUCGGAAAUUUAUCCGAAUUAAAAGAUGCUGUCUUGGACCAGUAUUCAAUGUGGGGAAGCAAAUUUGGAGUAUUGCUUUUUCUGUAUUCUGUGUUAUUAACAAAGGGCAUUGAAAACAUAAAAAAUGAAAUUGAAGAUUCAACUGAACCUUUGAUAGAUCCUGUGUAUGGACAUGGCAGCCAAAGUUUAAUUAACCUCCUAUUGACGGGACAUGCUGUUUCUAAUGUAUGGGAUGGUGAUAGAGAAUGCUCAGGAAUGAAACUUCUUGGUAUACACGAACAAUCAGCUGUAGGGUUCUUAACAUUAAUGGAAGCUUUAAGAUACUGUAAGGUUGGUUCUUACUUGAAAUCUCCAAAAUUCCCUAUUUGGAUUGUUGGCAGUGAAACUCACCUCACCGUAUUUUUUGCCAAGGAUAUGGCUUUGGUUGCCCCUGAGGCUCCUUCAGAACAAGCCAGAAGAGUUUUUCAAACCUAUGAUCCAGAAGAUAAUGGAUUCAUACCUGAUUCACUUCUAGAAGAUGUGAUGAAAGCGUUGGACCUUGUUUCAGAUCCUGAAUAUAUAAAUCUCAUGAAGAAUAAAUUAGAUCCAGAAGGAUUAGGCAUCAUACUAUUGGGUCCAUUUCUUCAAGAAUUUUUUCCUGAUCAGGGCUCCAGUGGUCCAGAGUCUUUUACUGUCUACCACUACAAUGGACUGAAGCAGUCUAAUUAUAAUGAAAAGGUCAUGUAUGUGGAAGGGACUGCAGUUAUUAUGGGUUUUGAAGAUCCCAUGCUACAAACAGAUGACACUCCUAUUAAACGCUGUCUUCAAACCAAAUGGCCAUAUAUCGAAUUACUCUGGACCACAGAUCGCUCUCCUUCACUAAACUGA